Zychaea mexicana is the source of this 794-nucleotide messenger RNA. RefSeq lists its product as uncharacterized. Lineage: Eukaryota; Fungi; Mucoromycota; Mucoromycetes; Mucorales; Lichtheimiaceae. Gene Ontology annotation, molecular function: dioxygenase activity. Bases 285 to 719 code for a protein of 144 amino acids. The transcript is spliced from 4 exons. The record is from RefSeq and is a predicted model, not a curated record.
GAUUAGGAGUUCCAUGUAUAUAUUAGCAGGUACAUCCAGCUGGCUUAGGGCUUUCUUUCGAAGGGCAAAUGAUACAACGUCAAAAAGAAUUCGGAAUACAUGAUGGAGCACAACUACAAGCGAUAGAAAAGUAGCUGUUUUCGAGAAGGAGCAUGCAUUUGUAGAAGGUUUCUCCAGAGCUUGCCACGGUAUGGCCAUGCGUGUCCUUCAAGCAUUUGCAGUUGCACUCGAGAUCCCGGAAGAAGAAGACGGAGCCAAUUGGUUUACCGAUCGUCACGCUUACGAUGAUCAAGAUCCUCCGUUAUUUGAAAUAUCCACGCGGCGGUGAAUCCACUUACCAGGAGCCCGUGAGAGCUGGAGCACAUAGUGAUUACGGCAGCAUCACACUUUUAUUCCAAAAAGAUGUUCCCGGUCUUGAGAACUCGAUCUUGGUGAACGUGGGCGAUCAGAUGCAGGAAUGGACAAACGGAAUAUUCAAAAGUACGUUGCACAGAGUCACCUUUUUACCCGAGCAUGCGCAUCUCGACCGGUACUCGAUGCCUUUCUUUGUUCACCCUGAGGAUGCUACUUUAUUGUCGCCUAUUCCUAGCAAGGUGGUGCCUCCACCCUCAGAGUCUACCCAAGGGGUUGCAAAGAGCGGCGAAAUCAAUACUGCUGGAGAGCAUCUGCGAAGACGAUUGGAUGCUACGUACAAGCAUGAAGACGAAGCUACGGAGUAGUAGGAGGAACUUUAUAAACUUCAUUGUUGUAUAAAUACAUAUAUUACCAAACAUAAUGAAUAAACCACGUUUUAU